CAAUUAUUUUUGAAAGUUAGACGCGUCCCCGCAACCCGAAGAAGCACUUAUUUUAAGGACACAUAAUUCACAGAAAGCAGAGUGAUGAAGUAGUAGUUACAUACGAUUUUGAUUUGGCCAUUGGUAGGAAAAGUAAAAGGAAAAAGGAAAAGAAAAAGAUGAUAGAAGAAAGGGGUGCACCCCAUGGAAUGCUUCUAGCAAUUGUGGUGGCAAUUGUGGUGGUGGUGCCAUUCUUCGUUGGAGACCAGGGUGAAGCCAUCACAGAAGCCAUCUCAGAGCUUCUCAGUCCCCUCGGCCUCCUACUCCUACCGAUCAUUCUCCUACUCACUAUCCAGUUCCUCUCCUCCGAUCGCGGCUCCUUCAUCUCUUCCAUCUUCACUGGCGAGCCUGAUACCAUCCACCGCGCCACCGGCUCCCCUGCCGGCGUCGCACUCUUCCUCGUCCUCAUCCUCUUCCUCUUGUACAACCGCGUCUCCAUCUUCGGCGGCGACGAUUCCGACGACUGAACUCAACUCACUUUCUGGAUCUAGCUGCUCCAAGUAGUCAACCUUGUCCGUUUUUUGUAUGUACCAUUAUUUCUUAAUUCUUUUUGUGAUUUUAGAUUAGAUAGAUGUAUGCGGGGAAAUUCAGAUAAUUCCAGGGACCAAUGCUCAGCUUUUGUAGUAAUAAUCGUCCGAGUUGAAUUCCUUUAUUUCAUUUCUUACCUUCCAAUCUCAACAAAUAAGUUAGAAUCAACUCAUUAUUAUUAUUA
Arachis duranensis is the source of this 751-nucleotide messenger RNA. RefSeq lists its product as uncharacterized. The record is from RefSeq and is a predicted model, not a curated record. The transcript has a single exon. NCBI's taxonomy places the organism in Eukaryota, Viridiplantae, Streptophyta, Magnoliopsida, Fabales, Fabaceae. The coding region runs from base 159 to 506 and encodes 115 amino acids.